Molecule: messenger RNA, 541 nt
Organism: Notechis scutatus (mainland tiger snake)
Lineage: Eukaryota; Metazoa; Chordata; Lepidosauria; Squamata; Elapidae
Source: RefSeq, a predicted model, not a curated record
GUUAAAAAAAUCAGUAAAUCCUAAUUUAUGCCUGACUAUUGAAUGGAUAAAUAUUUUGCUCAUGCAGGUAUCAUUACUGAAGCAACAAUUGCAUAGCAAUGAGAUAAACAUUGAAAUACCGAAUCCAAAUGUUCAAAUUCAGUCACAAGUUCAGAGUCCUGUGAAAAAUCAGAAUACGGAAAAUACUUUGCAGUCAGCAGUUGGUAAUGAGAAUGCUGAUAAAACAAUAGAAACUCUAACUCAGCGAGUAAAACAUCAAGAAAACUUGCUUCAUCAGUGUAAAGAAAGAGUUAAAUCUCAGAAGGAGUGCUUAACACAGCUGACCAGUGAUAAAGAAGCACUGCAGGAACAACUAUGCGAGAGGCUUCUGGAGCUAGAGAAAAUAAAGGAUUGUCAUAUGGUUGAAAAGACCAAACUCAUUACUCAGCUACGUGAAAACAAAAACUUGAUAGAACAAUUAGAGCAAGAUAAAGUAAGCAAUGUACAUUUUUGAAAUGCCAUGAUUUCUUAGUGAUGCCAAUUCUAGCAAUAAAAAUGAAAA